Molecule: messenger RNA, 2481 nt
Organism: Penicillium waksmanii
Lineage: Eukaryota; Fungi; Ascomycota; Eurotiomycetes; Eurotiales; Aspergillaceae
Product: DNA cross-link repair protein PSO2
Exons: 3
Coding region: 1-2481 (826 amino acids)
Biological process (GO): interstrand cross-link repair; double-strand break repair via nonhomologous end joining; protection from non-homologous end joining at telomere
Molecular function (GO): 5'-3' DNA exonuclease activity; damaged DNA binding
Source: RefSeq, a predicted model, not a curated record
AUGGCAGGUUCUUUUGGGAGGAAAGCGUCCACACCGUCCAAGGGAUUCUCCGCCAAACCCUCGUCCGCCAAACGAAAUAGAAGUAUAACGACCUUCUUUCAAAAGACCGAUGGCCCGCCCGGAGCUACUUCGCACCAAUCCCGAAUUACACAAUUUGUGACUGCCUCACAAUCCCCGAGCAGCGGCCGCGGAACCCCAACCUCCCAUAAUGGAACCGGCGUCCGAAACGACUCGGGUGGACUAUUCCUGGAAGAUAGGAAGGGUCUUACCAGGAUAGACAAAGGUGCUGCUACGGACACGAGCGAACGAACGCGAUCACGAACGCCUGACGAUAUUUGGGGUGACGAGACCGAAACCUCGGAUGCCGACGAGCUACGAUACCACGAGAAAGCUUCGUCUGUCAAACGUCAAAAGGUCGAAUCUCCGGAGGCGCCGGUCGAUAUUCCACGACUAGAUGUAUCGACAACGCCCAAAGACUCGGUAUCGGCGAAAAAGACGAACAAAGGACCAUUUAUCGACGAGUCCGAUAGCGAAGAUGACAUGGAUGCCUACCGUGAUUUGAACGAGGCAUCACCUGCACCAAGUGAAACGAAUAAUGGAACACCAUCUCUGAUGAACGACGAGUUGUCCAAAGACCUUGCCGAAUCCGAGCAGCCGCCGCCGGUAAGAGACGCCACGACUAGUGCCGGGAAUGAAGGAUACGUGAAUUUUGACGAACUUGAAGAAGAAGAAUUUAUAGGAGAAGAGUUUUUGGACAAACCUUGGGAGGACUCGGAUACGGAACGACCGGGUAAUGGGCUCGAAUUUGACGAUGUGAAUGAUCCAAUAAACGAUGAAUCGAAUUCCGUGUCAUGUCCGAUUUGCCAGACAGCUCUGGUUGGGCACAGUGAAUCUGAAAUAACUGUACAUGUGAAUGAUUGUUUAGAUGGAAAGCCCAGUUUGGCAACCUCUCCUCCAAAAUCGCCACGAAAACCACUAUCACCAAUACCAGCUCCCCCGCAACUACCUCGCAACACGAUUGAAAGCGAUUCUUUAAAGCGAUCGGAAAGAGCUGCCAUUGCACGGCCCGCCCAGCGCGACCCAUAUCCUCAGAAUGCAAGCAGUGGAGGAUCUGCUUCUGCUUUCUCCAAAAUGAUGGCCGGCAACGCAGAGGAUUCUGCUUGGGCAACGGCUUCUUCAAACGAGGUCUCGUCUCGUGGCAAGCAGGCUUACCAGAGGACUUGUCCGUUUUACAAGAUUCUCAAUGGAUUUGCUAUCACUGUCGAUGCCUUUCGUUAUGGGGCAGUCGAAGGGUGCAAUGCCUAUUUUCUCAGCCAUUUUCAUAGUGACCAUUACAUUGGACUCAGUAAGUCUUGGUCUCACGGUCCUAUCUAUUGCAGUCGACCGACGGCCAAUUUGGUCCGGAUGAAGCUACGAGUCGACCCCAAAUGGGUGGUUGACCUAGAUUUCGAGACACCCACAGACGUUCCCGACACAGGCGGCGUACGAGUUACCAUGAUCCACGCCAAUCACUGCCCGGGUAGUUCACUAUUUUUGUUCGAGAAGAGCUUCGGUAACGGACCCAACAUACGAAGAGAACGCAUCCUUCAUUGUGGGGAUUUCCGAGCAUCUGUAGACCAUAUUCGGCAUCCACUCCUUCGCCCCGACCCCAUUAACCCAGUUACCGGGAAGCCGCGGCAGCAACGACUUGACAAGUGCUAUCUUGAUACAACAUAUCUCGACCCGAAGUAUGCCUUCCCCAGCCAGGAGAGCGUAAUCACUGCCUGUUCUGAGCUUUGCGUCCGCUUGAAUGACGAAGUUGGCGUCGGUACCGACACGAGCCAGGUCAAGGUACCUGGAUUGAUGAGCAAGUUCUUAUCUUCCGUGACCACCAGCGAUCGCAAGCAAGACCAAGUCUCUACCGGCGGUCGUGGGGGUCGGUUACUUGUCGUGGUUGGUACCUACAGCAUUGGAAAAGAACGUAUCUGCAUAGGAAUUGCCAAAGCCCUGGGGUCGAAGAUCUUCGCCACGCCGCCCAAACAGGCAAUAUGUGCCUGUUUGGAAGACCCGGAACUGUCGGAUUUGCUGACGAGUGACCCACGCGAAGCACAAGUUCAUAUGCAAACAUUAUUUGAACUCAAAGCCGACACACUGGCCGAUUACCUGGACCAGCUUAAACCGGCAUUUUCGCGGGUAGUCGGGUUUCGUCCUUCGGGAUGGACCUACCGGCCCCCCGCAGGUCGUGUGCUCACCAACCCCACGGUACCAACGGUUCUUCGUGGCGAACAAUGGCGAACCCCAUUUACGGCCCAGGAUUUGACACCACAGCGGGGGGAUUCGUUCCGAGAGCUGACCAUGUUCUGUUGUGCACUCCGCAUUGGAAAGGUCAUUCCCACGGUGAAUGUGGGGAAAGAGAAGGAUCGAGACAAGAUGAAGACGUGGAUAGAUCGGUGGGAGGGGGAUAAGCGCAAGAAUGGGCUGUUUCAUGCGAGUGAGUGGUAG